Molecule: messenger RNA, 976 nt
Organism: Manihot esculenta (cassava)
Lineage: Eukaryota; Viridiplantae; Streptophyta; Magnoliopsida; Malpighiales; Euphorbiaceae
Product: probable glutathione S-transferase parC
Exons: 2
Coding region: 154-819 (221 amino acids)
Biological process (GO): glutathione metabolic process
Cellular component (GO): cytoplasm
Molecular function (GO): glutathione transferase activity
Source: RefSeq, a predicted model, not a curated record
CUAGAACUACAUGUACAAGGACUAUUCUACGACGACAUGUACGAGGACUAUUCUAUGCAAACUUAAUUUUGCAUUAUAUAUAACCUUGCCUACGCCUCAGCUUCCAAAGCAUCACAGAUCGAUAACUAAAAAACUACUAGAAUUUCUGCAACAAUGGCCCAGGCUGAUCAGCUACUUCUACUGGAUUUGCAACCUAGCCCUUUCGCAGCAAGGGUGAGAAUAGCCUUGGCUGAAAAGGGAUUAAAGUAUGAGUCCAAAGAAGAAGAUUUGAGCAACAAGAGCCCUCUUCUUCUGAAGAUGAACCCAGUUCACAAGCAAAUCCCAGUGUUGAUCCAUAAUGGCAGACCCAUUUGUGAAUCAAUGUCAAUAGUUGAAUACAUUGAUGAAAUCUGGAACCACAAAUCUCCAUUAUUGCCUUCUGAUCCUUACCAACGAGCACAUGCCAGGUUCUGGGCUGACUAUAUCGACAAGAAGAUUUACCCAAUUGGGCGGAUGCUGUGGGCAUCAAAAGGCGAAACGAAAGAAGCUUCAACAAAGGAGUUGAUUGAAUGCUUUAAAACAUUGGAGGGAGAGCUUGGAGACAAGGCUUACUUCGGAGGUGAAAGCUUCGUCUAUGUAGACGUGGCGCUCAUUCCAUUCUAUAGCGUGUUUUACGCAUUUGAGAAACUGGGAAACUUUAGCAUGGCUGUGGAGUCCCCUAAGCUCCUGGAGUGGGCUCAGAGAUGCUUGCAGAAGGAGAGUGUGGCUAAGUCUUUAUGCGAGCCGAGCAAGGUUUAUGAAGUUGUUUUGGAGAUAAGGAAGGAGUUGGGGGCUGAGUAGAGACCUUCGAUGAGAGCAAAGCUAGCUGCUUGAUAUACUCUUUUGCACACUAGAGUGUGUUUCUGUUUCACUGUUCUUGUAUUGAAAUCUGUUUUCAUUUCCAAAUAAUUAAUAAAUUGGCUGAAAAUAAAAAUUUCAUAAAUUUUAUUUUAUUUUA